AUGGCCGAUCGUAUGAUGGAGGUUGACCGUUUGUCAUCCUCGACGGUUGCUCCUGUUUCACAGCCUAUCACUAUGUCCACCUCUGACCUGGCUGAACUAAUGACACAGAUUAUCCAGUUGUCGGCGACUGUGGCCGCUUUGCAGCUGCGCCGAUCUGCCGGUCUCUCUCGACGUUCCGUUCGUCGUGACCGUCAUCGUUCUCGCCCUCGCCCCAGGAUCGCAAACCUAUGUUGGUAUAAUGUAAACUAUGGCGAUAACGCGCCCCACUGUGUCCCAUCCUGUUUCUUUAAGUCCACGCAGGGAUUUUCCUCGGCCGGAGGGUAAAUGCGGCCGAUCUCUCUGGCAACUCUACCGUUCGCACAAUUUACACCAGUGAUAACACGAGUGACAGACGUUUUUUGGCCGACAUUGACGCUCAGAUUAGUGUUAUCCCUCCUACGCCAGCCGACGGACCUAGUCCUUCAGACCAUACACUCAUCCCCAAUCACAAUCUUUGGAUCUCGAUCCCUCUCCCUGGAUAUUGAUCUCAGACGAUUAUUUCCCUGGGUGUUUGUGGUGGCAGAUGUUCCCACCCCCAUCCUUGGUGCUGAUUUUUUGGCCGCCUUUGACCUUCUGGUGCAUUUCAGGCAACUUCGCUUCCAUGAUCGCACAACUACCCUCAACGUCAAAGGAUUUCCUCCAUCCUCAGUUUCCAACCAGCUAUCCGUCCUUGACCCAAACCCUGACUGUCCAUUCCGACACUUUUAGCAAAAUAUCAUACUCUCACUAAGCCUCAUUUUUCCUACAACUCAUUGUCCCAUGAUAUUGUUCCACACAUAAAAACCAGUGAAGUCCCUGUUUCCUUUCGUCCCGCCGUCUUGCCCACAAGCGUCAUGCGGCUGCUAAAGCUGAAUUUGAACACAUACUGCAACUAAGGAUGUUUCGACAGUUUGACAGCCCCUGGGGAUCUCCUUUGGACCUGGUUCCUAAACCACAAACGGAUGAUUGGCGUCCCUGUGGCAAUUAAAGUGUCGUAAACAAUAUCACUAUGUCCGAUCGGUAUCCGGUUCUACAACUUCAGGACUUUACCGGAGCUGUCUGUGGCAAAAUCGUAUUCUCGAAGAUCGAUUUGCUCCGGGCUUUUCAUCAAAUUCCGAUUUCGGCUGAGGACAUUACCAAAACAGCAGCGACGACGCCUUUUGGCUUGUUUGAGUUCCUUCGUAUGCCGUUUGGUCUCCGAAAUGCCUCACAGACUUCCCAACGUUUCAUUGACCGUGUUUGACGUGGUCUUCCAGUUGUUUAUGCCUAUAUUUAUUAUGUUCUCGUCGCCAAUCGAGAUGUCGUGGAACAUCUCCAACACCUUACCUGCUUUUCGACCACUUUCAGACACUUCUCUUGAGUUUUUAGGUCAUCUGAUCGAUCAAACGACAUUCGACCUAUUCCCCAAAAGGUUGCCGCCAUUCGGAACUUUCCACGCCCUACCUUGAAGCGUCAGUUGCAACGGUUCCUUGAUAUGGAGAACUUUUAUCGCCGGUUUCUCCCGAACUGCGCCGACACCAUCUUACCACUGACCAGUCUCCUCGUAGAUUCUAAACGCACCUUUGAACUUAUACCAGCAGUUUUCACGCCAUUUGAACAGGUAAAAGCCCUUCUGGCUGAUGCCACCCUCCUGACUCAUUUUCACGCUGAUGCAACCAUAUCUCUGAUGGCCGAUGCCUCCAGUGUUGCUGUGGGCGCGGUUCUCCAACAAAGUCUGCUUGACUCUGCCGUGCCUUUGGUUUUCUUUUCCAGGAAAUUACCCAAGUCCGAAACUCACUACAGCACAUUCGGACGUGAACCUCUUGUUGUUUAA
Messenger RNA from Spirometra erinaceieuropaei, 1831 nucleotides. Lineage: Eukaryota; Metazoa; Platyhelminthes; Cestoda; Diphyllobothriidea; Diphyllobothriidae. The record is from the annotation of a GenBank genome assembly.